GGCGGGUUUCGAGGCGGACUGAGCUCCGGCGGAUGGGAGCUGCUGUUGCACAAUAGAAACGGGUCCUCGGCCAGCAUCACUCAGAGGGCAGCUGCCGCGGGAGGAGGUGCAGUGCAAAACAAGGCCAAAAUGUUGUCCAGGCUACGAGCAGCUGCCACCCCCUGUGCCAUGGCGUGUCGCGGUGCCCACACGAAGGAGAAGGGCAAGCCGCUGAUGCUGAACCCACGAACAAACAAGGGUAUGGCUUUUACAUUACAUGAACGACAGCUGCUGGGGCUGCAAGGACUUCUACCUCCUAAAAUAGAGACACAAGACAUCCAAGCCUUACGCUUCCACAAGAAUUUGGCCAAAAUGACUGACCCCUUGGAAAAGUAUAUCUACAUCAUGGGAAUCCAAGAGAGAAAUGAGAAGCUGUUCUACAGGGUGCUACAAGAUGAUAUUGAGCGGUUGAUGCCAAUUGUGUACACACCAACAGUAGGCCUUGCCUGCUCCCAGUAUGGACACAUCUUCAGGAGACCAAAAGGAUUAUUCAUUUCUAUCUCAGACAGAGGCCACAUAAGGUCAAUUGUGAACAACUGGCCAGAGAAUGAUGUUAAGGCUGUUGUUGUCACAGAUGGAGAAAGAAUAUUGGGUCUUGGAGACCUUGGUGUGUAUGGGAUGGGGAUUCCAGUAGGGAAACUGUGUUUGUACACAGCCUGUGCAGGAAUACAUCCAGAUAAGUGCUUGCCCGUCUGCAUCGACGUGGGAACUGACAACCCUACACUCCUCAAAGAUCCAUUUUACAUGGGGCUGUACCAGAAAAGGGAUCGCUCACAGGUCUAUGAUGACCUCAUUGAUGAAUUUAUGGAAGCCAUUACAGACAGGUAUGGUCAGAACACACUAAUCCAGUUUGAAGACUUUGGAAACCACAAUGCUUUCAGGUUUUUAAGAAAGUACAGAGAGAAAUACUGCACCUUCAAUGAUGAUAUUCAAGGGACAGCUUCAGUGGCCCUGGCAGGACUGCUGGCAGCACAGAGAGCCACGGGUAAACCACUUGCAGAGCAGAAAGUGCUGUUCCUUGGAGCAGGAGAGGCUGCCCUGGGGAUUGCAAACCUCAUCGUGAUGGCGAUGAUGGAGAGCGGCGUCUCUGCUGAGGAAGCCUACAGGAGAGUGUGGAUGUUUGACAAAUAUGGUUUACUGGUUCAGGGUCGAGAACAAAAGGUGGAUUCCAAUCAAGAGCCAUUCACACAUCAGGCUCCAGAGCAAAUACCAAAGACAUUUGUAGAGGCAGUGAAUGUACUUCGACCUACAGCUAUCAUUGGAGUUGCAGGGGCUGGGCGACUCUUCUCUCAGGAUGUGAUCAAAGCCAUGGCUGCUAUCAACGAGAGACCCAUCAUAUUUGCACUGAGUAACCCUACAGUGAAAGCUGAGUGCACAGCAGAGGAAGCAUACACACUCACAGAGGGACGUUGCCUGUUUGCCAGUGGCAGCCCCUUUGACCUGGUGACUCUGAAAGAUGGAAGAACCUUCAAACCAGGCCAAGGAAACAAUGCUUAUAUAUUCCCAGGUGUGGCUCUGGCUGUGAUCCUCAGCAGCGUUCGGCAUAUUAGCGAUAAGGUUUUCCUGGAGGCUGCUAAGGCAUUGACAGAGCAGCUGACUGAUGAAGAGCUUGCACAAGGAAGGCUCUAUCCUCCACUCUCCAAUAUCAGGGAAGUUUCUAUUUAUAUUGCUGUCAAGGUGAUGGAGUUCCUGUAUGCUAACAACAUGGCCUUCCACUACCCUGAGCCUGCAGACAAGAACCGCUACAUCCGGUCCAAGGUGUGGACCUACGAGUACGAGUCCUUCAUGCCAGACGUCUACGACUGGCCUGAGUCCAAGGUGCACUGAUGCCUCAGAAGAUCACACUCCUCAGGCAGUAUCUUCUACUCUGCAGGGACCCCUUUUCCAGACCAAUUCAAAUCAUGAUCUUCAAGUCCUAUAAUUUAUUUCCACUCAUUUUACUGUCUUCUGUUU
Dryobates pubescens (Downy woodpecker) is the source of this 1992-nucleotide messenger RNA. It is a transcript of the gene ME2, whose product is annotated as malic enzyme 2. Gene Ontology annotation, cellular component: mitochondrion. The transcript is spliced from 16 exons. The coding region runs from base 130 to 1866 and encodes 578 amino acids. The record is from RefSeq and is a predicted model, not a curated record. Gene Ontology annotation, biological process: malate metabolic process; pyruvate metabolic process. Gene Ontology annotation, molecular function: malate dehydrogenase (decarboxylating) (NADP+) activity; malate dehydrogenase (decarboxylating) (NAD+) activity; NAD binding. Lineage: Eukaryota; Metazoa; Chordata; Aves; Piciformes; Picidae.